This is a messenger RNA of Trypanosoma grayi, 210 nucleotides long. Its product is annotated as polyadenylate-binding protein 1. The record is from RefSeq and is a predicted model, not a curated record. Gene Ontology annotation, molecular function: RNA binding. Bases 1 to 210 code for a protein of 69 amino acids. Lineage: Eukaryota; Euglenozoa; Kinetoplastea; Trypanosomatida; Trypanosomatidae. The transcript has a single exon.
AUGACGGUGGACGAGCAGCGCGCUGCCCUUGGCGACCGUCUCUACAUCAAGGUCUUUGAAAUUGCCCCGGACCACGCGCCAAAGAUCACUGGUAUGUUUUUGGAAAUGGACCUCAAGGAUGCCUUUACGCUGUUGUACAAUCAGAAGCUCCUGCAGGAGAAGGUUACUGAGGCUUUGUGCGUCCUGAAGGCCCACGAGUCCACCGCGUAA